Quercus robur (English oak) is the source of this 1116-nucleotide messenger RNA. RefSeq names its product probable cysteine protease RD19D. Lineage: Eukaryota; Viridiplantae; Streptophyta; Magnoliopsida; Fagales; Fagaceae. The transcript is spliced from 4 exons. The record is from RefSeq and is a predicted model, not a curated record. Gene Ontology annotation, molecular function: cysteine-type endopeptidase activity. Gene Ontology annotation, cellular component: lysosome.
AUGAUAGGACAAGGACCAACUCUAACAUGCACGGUGGGUGUUGCAUUCUUAACCUGCGCACUCACAACACUCUCUGCAGCUGUUCAUGAAGACACAUCAAACAUAUUCCAAGUGACCAGUGGGGACAGGAAAUUCUUGGACAAUGAUGUGGUGGGUGCUUAGAAACACUUUAAGGUUUUCAUGGAAAAGUACGAGAAGAAGUAUGAUACGAGAGAGGAGUACCUGCACCGACUUGGGAUAUUCGCGAAGAACAUGGUAAGGGCGGCCAAGCACCAAGUGCUGGACCCCACGGCGGUCCACGGAGUCACUCCUUUCUCUGAUCUCUCGGAGGAGGAGUUUGAGGAACUGUACACAGGUGUGAGAGGUGGGAAUACUGAUAUGGAUGUGGUUAAGGAAACUGGUCCGUUGCUGGAGGUUGGUGGGUUGCCUGAGAGCUUUGAUUGGAGAGAGAAAGGAGCUGUUACUGAGGUUAAGAUGCAGGGUCAAUGUGGAUCAUGUUGGGCUUUUAGCACUACAGGAGCUGUCGAAGGAGCCAAUUUUAUUGCAACUGGGAAACUUGUCAAUCUUAGUGAACAACAGCUUGUUGAUUGUGAUAACACGUGCGACAUAAAGGACAAAACUGCAUGUGACAAUGGAUGCGGAGGAGGCCUUAUGACAAAUGCGUACAAAUAUUUGCUCGAGGCAGGAGGGUUAGAGGAGGAGAGUUCAUACCCUUACACUGGGAAGCGAGGUCAAUGCAUGUUUAAGCUGGAAAAUGUAGCCGUACGAGUUGUCAAUUUUACCAGUAUCCCUAAUGAUGAGAACCAAAUUGCAGCGUAUUUAGUCAACUAUGGUCCUCUUGCAGUUGGGUUAAAUGCGGUGUUCAUGCAAACUUACACUGGUGGUGUCUCAUGCCCUCUUAUUUGUGGCAAGAAAUGGAUUAAUCAUGGAGUAUUGCUCGUGGGAUAUGGUGAAAAGGGGUAUUCCAUUUUAAGAUUUGGCUACAAGCCCUAUUGGAUCAUCAAGAAUUCAUGGGGCACGAGAUGGGGUGAAAAGGGCUAUUACCGCCUUUGUCGGGGGUAUGGAAUGUGUGGAAUGACCAGAAUGGUCUCUGCAGUGGUGACUCAAGCCUCCUAA